Molecule: messenger RNA, 1110 nt
Organism: Diaporthe batatas
Lineage: Eukaryota; Fungi; Ascomycota; Sordariomycetes; Diaporthales; Diaporthaceae
Product: mediator complex subunit NUT2
Exons: 2
Coding region: 192-722 (176 amino acids)
Biological process (GO): positive regulation of transcription by RNA polymerase II
Cellular component (GO): chromatin; mediator complex
Molecular function (GO): transcription coregulator activity
Source: RefSeq, a predicted model, not a curated record
CCAAACUCGACCUGACUUCCAUGUCGAAGUCGCGGUCUAUUUCCUAACAUCCACACUCCUUGAUCGACCGCCACAGCUUAAUCACUUGCCGAGCCCUCCCAGUUACCCGCCGCCUUCGACAUUUUCUUGGAAGGCUUAGUCCUCUCUUCUCCGAAUCAACAUCAACUCGUCGCAGCGGCAAAACCACAACCAUGGCGCCGCUGGAUUACCCAGACCACAAUACCGUCGAGCGCCAGCUCAAGGACGUGAUCCAGAUCCUCUACGAGAUAAUGAUCCAAGUCCCCAACUACGACUCCCACACCGCCCCAGCCUCGGGCGCAGGCGCGGGGCCCAACGGCAACGGCACCCCGCUCCGCGGCAGCAACGCCCCUCCCACGCGCGACGUGCUCGCCAGCCAGCUGACCCAGCUGUCCUCGGCCCUGCAGGCCAUCCACAGGGUGUCGUCGCACCCGGCGGCCGCCGAGAACCUGCCGUCCCUGCCGUACGAGCUGAUCCAGUACGUCGAGGGCGGCCGCAACCCGGACAUCUACACCCGCGAGUUCGUCGAGCUCGUCAGGCGGCAGAACCAGCUCAUGCGGGGCAAGAUGCACGCCUUCUCGUCCUUCCGCGACGUCCUUGCCCGCGAGAUGGGCGAGGCCCUGCCCGAGCUGAGGGACGAUGUCGCCCAGGUUGUUAAGGGGACGGGCGGGGAGUGGCCGCUGAAGGAGGAGCCCGGCCAGUGAGUGAGUGAGUGGUUUGUGGCUUGUGGCGUUGUAGGUGGCCCUGGAAGGAUAGGACUCGGGGGCUUUUUUUUCUCUUUUGGGUUACUCAAUCGAAUUUGACAGUGCAUGUUGCUGUGAGAAGCAUGACAGAGGGGGAGCCAGAAGCAUUUACGGCGUUUUGUAGUGGUUUCGGUUGAAAGGCCGGGAAAUGAUACCCAACUUCUUUUACGCAAUGACGGAGAUCACGUCGAUACAUGAUGCAGGGGGCUGGACACUCCCAAUCUGAAGUAGUUCAAAUUAAAGGCCGCAGUGGUAGGGCAGUUGGAAAGUCUGUGGCAUUCUAUGUGGAGAAGAUGUGGCCCUGCCGACAAUGACUGACGAGCUGAAUGCGCUCCCCAGCACACAAAUG